GCUUUCUAGAGCCCGCCUUGACGCUCCGAUGAGCUCAUAGCAGCCCUCCUCGAGGCCUAUAUAGCCUGCUUCUGCUGCAAUGAGUACUUCAUCAAGCUCACAUCCUCCAGCUCCCGCUCCUUCCUCUCUUCCUCUUCCUCUUCACGACCUUUCAGCGUCAUGGCUGGUUCCUCCCUCGACCAGAACCCUCCCAAUGCUGAUCGCCACAUCACCGCAGGCGGCAGUGACUGGUUGUGGGCCGUCUUUGCCAUAAUGGCGCUUGCCGACCUGGGCAUGAUUGCUCAUGCCUUCACCCGCCCUCGCGGCACCCGUUUCUUCCACAACAUUGCUACUGUCAUCCUGACGACUUCGACGAUCGCCUACUUCGCCAUGGCAUCUGACCUUGGUGCGACACCCGUCCUCGAAGAGUUUACUCGUGGUGUUCCUGGAUCGACACGUCAGAUUUGGUUUGUCCGCUACAUUCAGUGGUUCAUCAACUUCCCGCUGCUUCUCGUUCUCGUCCUCUUCACCUCGGGCCUAUCCCUCUCCGACAUCCUCACCACCGCCUUCAUGGCCUGGGUCGUCGUCGUCUGCGGCCUCGUCGGUGCUCUCGUCGUCAGCACCUAUAAGUGGGGCUUCUUCGUCCUUGGCGUCUGCGCCCUGUUCUACAUCUGGGCCAUCCUCCUCGGCCACGGCACGCGUUCGAACUUCGCUGCGGGCCCAGGCGUCCGCACUGGCUACAUCCGCGGCGCAGGCCUCAUUGCAUUCAUCACCAUGCUUUACCCGAUCGCGUGGGGCUGCUCCGAGGGCGGCAACGUCAUCUCCCCGACGGGCGAGAUGAUCUGGUACGGCAUCCUCGACCUCAUCCUCGGCCCCAUCUUCCUCCACUACUUCAUCUGGGGCCUCCGCAAAGUCGACUACGGCCUCUUUGGCCUCCACUCGGGCAAGUACACCGACGGUCCAUACGGCACAACGGGCGCAGGCUACGGUGCCGGUGCCGGUGCCGGUCGGGGUGCUGCUGCCCCCGCGGCAGCUGCUGGCCCGAACAUGACCACCGCGAACCGCGUAUAAAAGCGGUGUGGCUGUUGUUUUCGAUAUGCCCUUUCAUGACCCGUUUGAUGAUCCUAAGAUAGAUGCCUGCAGAUUCUAAUUUGUAACUGUAAUGCUUUUUUGAAACCCCCCAUUCACGAUUCCUUCGCCACAGUUUCUGAAUGUAUACAAGUAUUACCGUAGUACCAGCAAUAGUUCUCAGUACUAAGUGCACGUGUGAGACCUGUGAGGAGCAUACGACGUGUUGA
Molecule: messenger RNA, 1277 nt
Organism: Phanerochaete carnosa HHB-10118-sp
Lineage: Eukaryota; Fungi; Basidiomycota; Agaricomycetes; Polyporales; Phanerochaetaceae
Exons: 4
Coding region: 160-1050 (296 amino acids)
Cellular component (GO): endoplasmic reticulum; plasma membrane
Source: RefSeq, a predicted model, not a curated record